This is a messenger RNA of Penicillium psychrosexuale, 921 nucleotides long. Its product is annotated as putative 26S proteasome-associated ubiquitin C-terminal hydrolase. Gene Ontology annotation, cellular component: cytoplasm. Bases 1 to 921 code for a protein of 306 amino acids. The record is from RefSeq and is a predicted model, not a curated record. NCBI's taxonomy places the organism in Eukaryota, Fungi, Ascomycota, Eurotiomycetes, Eurotiales, Aspergillaceae. The transcript is spliced from 4 exons. Gene Ontology annotation, biological process: ubiquitin-dependent protein catabolic process; protein deubiquitination. Gene Ontology annotation, molecular function: cysteine-type deubiquitinase activity.
AUGGCUGAUGUAGGUGGCUGGAGCACCAUCGAGUCAGACGAGGGUCUCUUCACCUCUCUGAUCGAAACACUUGGAGUAAAAGACACGCAAUUCGAAGAGCUCAUCUCCCUAGAUGCAGACACGAUACGGGCACUAGGUCUACGGCGUAAUCUUCCUCUUCAAAUGGACCCGCGAAGCUUCCGGCGCACGCGCCGAAGCCCCCUAGACGGAACCUACGACCCCGCCGCAACAGACAAGCUCUUCUUCGCGGCGCAGACGAUCCAAAACGCCUGCGGCACGCAAGCGAUCCUCUCCGUAAUCCUCAACCACGACGACCCAGCAUCGCCACAGCCAGCAAUCGAGCUCGGUGACGAGCUGCGCUCCUUCAAAGACUUCACAACGGGGUUCCCGCCCGAGCUGCGCGGCGAGGCGCUGUCGAACUCGGAAGCGAUCCGCAGCGCGCACAAUAGCUUCGCGCGCGCGAGCCCGUUCGCCGACGAGACGGCGCGUCCGCAGGACGACGAGAAGGGUGCGGACGUUUAUCACUUCAUUGCUUAUACACCGGUCAAUGGGACGUUGUAUGAGUUGGAUGGGCUGCAGCCGCAUCCUAUUAGCCAUGGUCCGUGCGGCGCGGCUGAGUUUCCCGAGAGGGUUAUUGAGGUUCUGCAGAGGCGGAUUGCGCGCUACCCGCCUGAGGAAACGCAUUUUAAUCUUAUGGCUGUUGUGAGGGAUCCGCGUGGGAGGGCGAGGGAGAUUGGGGAUGUGGAGACGCUGGAGAGGGAGGAGAGGAAGAGGGCGGCGUGGCAGUGGGAGAAUACGCUCAGACGGUGUAAUUUUGGGGUUGUCGGGGUUAAGGAGAAGGAUCCGGAGGGGAAGGCUUAUGGGGAGUGGGUUGAGGGUGCGAAGAAGGAGACGAGGAAGAAGCUUGAGAUGCGGAGGUAG